GCUGGUACGAGGAAAGGGAUUACUGAUAAAUUAAUAAUCUUUUAUUUUGAUUCUAAAUAAAUGAAGCCUCUUAAAAAUGAUAGGCUUUUGUCGAUCUAAUAAAUGUAAAAUCUUAUUGAAAAAAGAUUGUUCUUAGAAACCAGAAUUUCCAAAUUGUCAAUAUUGACAAGCAGAUCACAAUGUCGAAGCGCACAGCCGAAGAUGGUGGCAAUGGCAGCAGUCAACCUCCGAUCAAGAAAGUUCACUUUGAACCCCACUUAAUUGGUCCAGUUUCCACCCUUGAAGAGAUGGACAUAAAAGUCCUUCAAUUCCAGAACAAGAAGUUGGCUCAGAGAAUAGAGCAGCGUCACAGGUGUGAAGCUGAAUUGCGAGCCAGGAUAGAACAGCUAGAGAAACGACAGACCCAAGAUGAUGCAGUAUUGUGUGUUGUCAAUAGAUACUGGAAUCUACUCAAUGAGGACAUAAGGGUCUUGCUCCAACGCUUUGAUGCUGAGACUGCAGAUGAAUCAGAAAACAAAAAUGAAAAUGAAGCAACAACUUCAUUCUUAAUGCAACUCUCAACAUGGGACAAGGAGGAAUUGGACGCUCAACUGGCAAACAGAGUUCAAGUCAGCAAGCGAGCUGUGGCUAAAGUUUUACAAGCAUUUGACAGGCUACAGCAGAGAAAUGAUAAAAUAUGGAAAGCUAUUAAAGGCGAAGGGGAAGAGGGUACACCAGCUCCAUCGCUGGAUGAAGUAAUCCGAGCAACCAAUGAGGAGGUGACUGCCGAAAAUUGUCGCUUGCAAGCACUCUGUACUACCCUGCAUGAGAGCCAUCAUGCCAUGACAUUGAGGGUGGCUCAACUUCAAGAUGCUGUCAAUAGCAGAGAUACAGAAAAUGCUGAGCUUAAAAAUCAGAUUGACGAUCUACAGUAUGAGUUGUUAAAGGUGCGAUCAAGAAACGAUAAGCUGGAGAAUCACUUGGCUGAAGCGAUUGAGAAGCUCAAGAGCUACCAUCAAUCUGGAACAGCUGGAGGCAGCACCGCUGGACCGGCCUGCGCAGCACCUCACCCUGUUGUUAACGCUAAGCUUGAGGAUGUUGCUGCAGAGCUUGAGGAACAAAGGGAGCUGGCUAAUAACCGACUUGCUGAGCUUGAUCGCCUCCACCGGCAGCAUCGAGACACGCUCAAAGAGUUGGAGAAGCUUAAAAUGGAUAUUCGCCAACUACCGGAGUCGGUGAUCGUAGAGACAACGGAGUACAAGUGUCUGCAGAGCCAGUUCUCGGUGCUCUACAACGAGUCUAUGCAGAUGAAGACAGCGCUCGAUGAAACACGGAUUCAACUGCAGAGCGCCAAGAACCUGCACAUGCGACAAAUUGAGAUGAUGGAGAGCGAAGAAUUGGCACGGCAAAAGGCGCUGAGGGCGGAAAUGAUCCAACUUGAAGAUGUCCUGGGCCAGCUGAGGAAGGAGUAUGAAAUGUUACGGAUCGAAUUCGAACAGAACCUCGCGGCCAAUGAGCAGACGGGUCCAAUCAACAGGGAAAUGAGACACCUCAUCACAUCACUGCAGAAUCACAAUCAACAGCUGAAAGGCGAAGUGCAUCGGUACAAGCGAAAGUAUAAGGACACCAGUCAGGAAUUAAACAAGAUCCGCAAAGAGAUGGACGAGGCAAAUACACGGGGCGGUGCCAGUACAGAGCAACCCGACGAGAAACCACUUGUUGUUAAGAAAGAGGAACCUGAUCCUGAGGGAGAGGAAGGUUGUAGUGCGGGGCUUGAGAACAAGAGUGUUGGGAACAAGGAGCACAAUCGGGUCAAGUUGCAAGAGCAAGACCAAAUCAUUAAGGAUCUCAAACAGCAGCUCAAGAAGGCGGUGAAUGAGCAGAAAGAACUAAAGCUUCUGCUGGACAUGUACAAAGGUGUGAGCAAAGAGCAGAGGGACAAAGUUCAGCUGAUGGCGGCCGAGCGCAAGGCGCGACAGGAACUUGAGGACCAUCGCCAGAAAGCCAAAAUGGCGCAGGAAAGUAAACGCGAAAGACGAGUCGCCGACGAGGACGCGUUACGGAAGAUCAAACAGUUGGAAGAGCAGAAGUAUGAGCUCCAGAAGCAGUUGUCGUGCGCUCGUCCCAACGCGGAUCCCCUGCAUACAUUCGCGAGGCCCUUCGCUGGCUCACAAGUAACUUGUAUUUCGUUUGGUUACAAUCGCGAGGUAAACGAGAAGGAAGAAGAGGCCCUCCUCAAUGAAAUGGAAGUAACAGGGCAGGCGUUUGAAGACAUGCAGGAGCAAAAUUCGAGGCUAAUACAACAGUUGAGGGAAAAGGACGACGCUAAUUUCAAACUUAUGUCCGAAAGGAUAAAGGCCAAUUCCCUGCACAAACUCUUAAGGGAAGAGAAGCAACUUUUACAAGAGCAGGUGGUGACGCGAGAUCAGCAAAUCGAGUCAAUGGGUCUCGUAGCACGACGGUUGGAGGAAAAGGAGCGGUUGCUGCAAAACACGCUGUCAGCCGUGGAAAAGGAACUGUUGCUACGCCAACAGGCAAUGGAAAUGCACAAACGGAAAGCCAUCGAAUCUGCGCAGUCCGCAGCCGAUCUGAAACUGCAUCUUGAAAAGUAUCAUGCACAAAUGAAAGAAGCGCAACAGGUUGUCGCGGAGAAAACAAGCGCUCUCGAAGCAGAAGCAUAUAAAACUAAGCGGUUACAUGAGGAACUGGCAGUAUUACGGCGCAAGGCGGAGCGGAUGAAGAAAAUGGAACAAGCCGGCAGCAGUAUGGACGAGGUCUUGCUGGAAGAGAUCCGCGAGUACAAGGAGACUCUCACCUGCCCAUCAUGCAAGGUGAAACGCAAAGACGCUGUACUCACGAAGUGUUUUCACGUGUUCUGCUGGGACUGCCUGCGCACGCGGUACGAGACACGUCAACGGAAGUGUCCAAAAUGCAACGCGGCAUUCGGAGCCAACGACUACCACCGCCUCUACCUAUCAACUUAGGUACAAAGCUUGUGUAUUGCACAUAGCGACUAAUUUACAGACCUGCCUAGCUGCAGAACUGUCCAGAGUACCAGCGGACGCACGCGGAAUGUAUGGCAUUCGUAACCUGUUUAGUUCUUGAUCUUCAACUCUUUAACUAGGCUGGAUCCAUGGUUUUUGCGUCACAAUCCGCUGUAUUAUCCGGUAUAUUUAUUUGAGGUUAUAUGGGCUGGCAACUCAGUGUGAAGAAUACCGGAGGGAGAGUUAACCACAGACUAGUGUAUGCCCGACGGGCUUACACAGCCAGUUCACUGUUAGUUGCAUUCGCGUGAAUUUAUCAAGGUAUUUACGGCUUCGAAUAAGUUAUUUACACGACGCAAUAUUGUGUUUGUCGCUUAGUUGGGCCGAUAACACUGAAUCAAUUUCAUUUAAAAAAAAAAUCUAUGGCUGCCAAUACGUUGAAUUUCGCAGUUUUGCACACCUAUUUAUUCAUAUACAUAGAUAUCGAAAAUACCUCCCUAAUAACAUAAAUAAAAUGUUAUAUACCACGUUUUUCCGUACCAUGUUAAAAAUCACAAAAUGCAGUCACGAGUGUGUUAUGAUAUUAAUUUUAUAGAGAAUUGCACUGACGUCUAUGGUUUAACGAAACAUUUCAACAUCACGAGUAAAAUGGAUCUUAUUGGUCACUGUUUAAAGUUCGAAUUCGUUCAUGCAAAACAAAACAGCGAGCCUAGCUGAAACUUAAAGUAAAUUAACUAGGGUAAGGGACCCUGAAUUACUUUGGCACGUAUUUAUUGAUCUAAUUUAUUGAAAGAUUAUUCGUCUAAAAAGUGCGUUUCUAUAAUUCACCGUAUACGUUUUGAUUCAAUUUUAAUUCAGUAUCUAGUAUUUAAAUGUUAUUGAUAAUUUUGUUAUUAAAUCUGUGGUCACUUUUUUAAGAGAUUUUUAAAUAGUCAAUUCAUAAAUUGUGGAUUGAAGUUGGUAACAUUAAUUCUUUAUUAUAACAUAAAAACAAUUCAAUUGCGUUUGGUUUUAUUAAUUGUAACAAAAAUGUUUUAAUCCGUUAGAUUUGAAUUAAUUUUGUAUAAAUUUUCAGUCUCAUUUAAACACUUUCGGGAUUACCUAAAACAAAACUGUGUUUUUCAAGUGCAAAAAUCAUGACUACUUGGUACUGUGGUCAUACCAAAUAGACAUAAAAUUAUAUAUUUUGAGUUUGUUUUUAAUUUACAGGAAAAAAUCCGAACAUCUGUAACUGAUUCUACUAAUUUAUAAAAUUUGCUUUCUUAAAUUAUAUCUCAACGAAUUUUUCUUGGUACAAAGUUAUUUAAACAAUGCUUCAUAAUUAAAGUUCUCUUUCAAUUUGUUACUGUCGUGUGUUUUAAGUCGAAUUAACGAUCGUCAAAAUUUCAAAGUCGUUAUUCGAUAUUUGCAGACGAUAUUCCGACAUUAUCCUUUCAAAACCUGCUUUUUAUACUACACACUAGUAUAUUUAAGUAAAAAUGUACAUACACUUUGACAAUUGGGUAGUUGAGUAUUACAAACGUAUUCAGCUUUCUGAGCUAUUUAAAAACACUUUUGAAAUAACUAUUUAUAUGUUAUAAAUUUUA
Pararge aegeria (speckled wood butterfly) is the source of this 4549-nucleotide messenger RNA. It is a transcript of the gene Bre1, whose product is annotated as E3 ubiquitin-protein ligase Bre1. Gene Ontology annotation, cellular component: HULC complex; nucleus. Lineage: Eukaryota; Metazoa; Arthropoda; Insecta; Lepidoptera; Nymphalidae. The record is from RefSeq and is a predicted model, not a curated record. Bases 180 to 2963 code for a protein of 927 amino acids. Gene Ontology annotation, molecular function: metal ion binding; ubiquitin protein ligase activity. The transcript has 17 exons.